Helobdella robusta is the source of this 2551-nucleotide messenger RNA. RefSeq lists its product as hypothetical. The record is from RefSeq and is a predicted model, not a curated record. NCBI's taxonomy places the organism in Eukaryota, Metazoa, Annelida, Clitellata, Rhynchobdellida, Glossiphoniidae. Gene Ontology annotation, cellular component: endoplasmic reticulum; membrane. The coding region runs from base 1 to 2172 and encodes 723 amino acids. Gene Ontology annotation, molecular function: calcium ion binding; mannosyl-oligosaccharide 1,2-alpha-mannosidase activity. The transcript has 12 exons. Gene Ontology annotation, biological process: mannose trimming involved in glycoprotein ERAD pathway; carbohydrate metabolic process; endoplasmic reticulum mannose trimming.
AUGUACGGGUUCGGCGUUAAUAAGUUACAUUAUUUAUUCACAAUUGUUUUAUUAUGUGCACAAAAUCUUGCUGAAAAAUAUGACGAGGAGACUUUUCUGUUGUACAAGAACAAGGUGAGGAGAAUGUUUGAACAUGCCUAUGGUGGCUACAUGCAGAAUGCCUUCCCUCUUGAUGAACUUCGACCUCUGACAUGUGAUGGACAAGAUACGUGGGGCAGUUAUUCAUUAACACUGAUUGAUUCUCUGGACACCCUGGUCGUUUUGGGAAAUUUUUCUGAGUUUCGUAGAGUUGUUGACAUACUUCUGAAAACGUUAAAUUUUGACAAAGAUCUCAAUGUUUCUGUUUUUGAAACGAACAUAAGAGUUGUUGGUGGUCUGCUGUCGGCUCAUUUGUUAUCCAAAAGAGCAGGCCUGGAGUUGGAGGAAGGGUGGCCAUGCUCUGGUCCACUGCUCAGGCUCGCUGAAAAGGUUGCCAGGAAGCUUUUGCCUGCUUUUAAUACUCCAACUGGAAUGCCUUACGGUACGGUAAAUUUGUUAUAUGGUGUGCCGAAAGGCGAGACAUCCAUAACGUGCACAGCAGGUGUUGGUACAUUCCUCAUCGAAUUUGGCACCUUGACACAGCUUACUGGAGCAACUAUCUUCAUGGAGACCGCUUUGAGAGCACUGCAAAGUCUAUGGUCAUUCAGGUCUCCAAUUGGACUAGUUGGCAACCACAUAGAUGUACUGACUGGCAAGUGGACAGCUCUUGACUCAAGUAUAGGAGCUGGUGUAGAUUCUUACUAUGAAUAUCUCGUCAAAGGCUCCAUGCUGUUCGGCUAUCCUGACCUCAUGAAAAUGUUUUUAGAGUACAAGAGUGCCAUUCAGAAGUACUUGAGGCGAGAUGACUGGUACUUGUGGGCGCAGAUGCAGAAGGGAAGCAUCACACAUCCACUCUUCCAAUCUCUGGAGACAUUCUGGCCAGGAUUGUUGAGCUUGACUGGCGAUAUCGAAUCAGGCAUGAAGACCUUGCACAACUACCACCAGAUCAUGCAGCAGUAUGGCUUCACUCCAGAGAUGUACAACAUACAGAGCAGCGAAGUUCACAACUCCAAAGAGGGAUACCCCCUCAGACCUGAGUUGGUUGAAAGUGCAAUGUACUUAUACAGAGCCACUAAGGAUCCGUACCUCGUUGAAAUUGUGAUUGAUGUAGUGGAGAACAUUGAGAACAUAUGCAAGACGUCAUGUGGCUAUGCAACUUCCAUUUCAUGUGUUUUGCCUGAUAAUCAUCAAGAGAGUACGAUCCGUUAUAAAUUGUGCAAGCUGCUCGAUGAGGUAAAGAACGUGAAAACUCACCAGUUGGACAACCGAAUGGAAUCCUUCUUUCUGGCUGAAACACUCAAGUACCUCUAUAUGUUCUUUGAUAGGGAGAACUUCCUCAACCAAGAUGCAGCCAACUCAACUGUUAUUAUGACUCCAAGGGGCAAGUGUGUCAUCCACACAGGAGGUUAUGUUUUCAACACUGAGGCACAUUUCGUGGAUGCAGCCGCAUUGUAUUGUUGCAGCAGCAAUAAGCAGCAGGACGAGGAUGAGUUGAGAAGGAUGAUGAAUCAUAUUGAUCUCGUUGAUCUACUCACUGGUGAUGACGACACUGACGAUGAUUAUUCCAUCUAUCUACAAAAAGCUAAUUUAAAAUUUGACAACGAUAAAGUAAAUGAUAAUCCCCAAUCAAGUGAUGGCGAAGCAAAUCCAUGCAACAGCACUGACGAUGAUUAUGAAAGGAAAACUAGAAUAAACGUAGUUGAGAUGCCACUAGACCCAGACGGCGUUUUAGUUGCCCAGCAAGCACUAAUAUGUCACUCGCACAUUCCUCCAUUUCUGGUGAACGUGCCAAUGCACCUCGUAUGUAACUCUGAUCGAUUUUAUUACGAGCUGCAAAUCAUCACACCACAUCAUCCCAGCAUCACUGUUCAAUCUGAUUCUAGCGCAAACGUGGCCAGGCCUGGAAGCGAUUGUUCUAUUGAUGGUAGCUCCGACAAAUUUGGCUACACAUCAAAGAAGAUAGGCAAUGAGGAAGUGAAUGUUCCAACAAAGCCUUUGUAUUUUGAAAACAUGUUUGAACUGUUGUCGUGCUCUCCGAGAUCAUUCGUCGCUCGAUUGUCAGUCAACGGAGAAGUCUUUGAUGAGGAUGAAUAACAUAUUUAAAAAAAUUGGAGACAGUUUGUUAUAAUUGUAUAUAUUUUUCUCACUACCAUCUAACGUAGUGCACGCGUGCGCUCUGUUUAGAUGUACGUGAAUUUUGUCUCCUUGAAAAGUCUUGUUCUGGUUCGGUUAUUUUAUAGAUAUUUUAUCCUUUAUUUUUAUUUACAUUAAAUGGCAAAUUAAAAUUUUAAAUAAUUGUUUAUUGAUCAUCGUGUUGAAGUUUCGUUUCGAUUUAAACAGUUUUGAGCACACAACAUAAAUUGGAUUGAAGAGAAUGUUUUAUCGCUCGAACAGUUUGAUGAUCAGAAUUUCUGAGGAGUUGGGUAUGUAAAAAAAACUUGAAAGAUCUGAAAUAUAGGUGAUGCGCAAAUUG